Molecule: messenger RNA, 3520 nt
Organism: Haliotis rubra (blacklip abalone)
Lineage: Eukaryota; Metazoa; Mollusca; Gastropoda; Lepetellida; Haliotidae
Exons: 9
Coding region: 900-3368 (822 amino acids)
Source: RefSeq, a predicted model, not a curated record
AUAUUGCAAAAUGUGGAGGAGAACCGUGCUUAAAUACUUAACACAAUUUAGGUGCCUGUACAUAACAAACUUGCUUAUUUGAGCUGCAUGGAAUAUUGUGUAUAUUUUCUUUAUUUUAUUUGUGUAAUACUAUGUUUAACGGUAAACAAACCAUUUCCAUUCAAUGUCCUGCCCCUGAAUGGUGUCGGUACAGUAUAUUUUGUAAUAUCAAGAUGGUUCCAUCAACUGAUUGCUGAUUGGAUAUGAUUUGCAUAUUAGAUUUAUGAUUAGUCUUGCAUAAAAUUUGUUUAUGACCUUUUUGAUAAAUCUUUUAGGAGGCGAAUGUUAUGCAUUUUACUCACACAGUCAUGGUAAUGGUUGUUUUAUUGUUGAUACCAACUAGACCUUAAAUGUAUGUGGGAGGUUGGACAGAUGACCUAUAACCUUUCUUAACAUUCAAUAUAUUAACAGAGAUCAGAGCCAGCAGAUAAUGAAUAUUAUUUGUGUUGGUGUUUAACUUGUAUAGGAUGUGUUUACAUCGCAAUCAGUGGUGAUAGGGCUGGUGAGAGUGACUGGUUGAGCAGUCUAUACUAAUCACUUACACAUGUGUGUAUGUUUCCGUGACUGUCACCAGCCUGUUCCACUUUCUCCACGAGGAGACAUGGCUGCAUAAAGGAACAUCCAAUGGAAGCAGCCACAAUGGACCAACGACUCUUAUCAUCAAGUGAUGGCAACACUGACCAUGUCUUCCACUGACCAGCGACAACUCUUCAUGGAUUUCAGAGGCACUACAAUUCUGUUGAUGUUUGCAGCAUUGGCAGCACUGAUGACCCUCCCUGCCAGCCAUGCCACCAUACAGAUGCCCUUAGGACUGGUGGAAAACCCUCUAGGGACAGAGACUGGAGGCGAGGUGAUCCCGGAUGCAACGCUUGAGGAGAACAAUCCUUUCAGUUUGUUGGGAGAACAAUGCCAACAGAGCCAACCCCCAAUCAGCAGGAUCAGAUGGAUCAGAGGAGCUUAUGCUUAACAACCCCAACCCUCAGGGAGGUGGGGACCAUGAACACAAUGAACACAUCCCUGAGCAGCCAGUGGCUGGCAUCAGCAAUGUUGAGGAGACAGACACUGGCAUCCUUGGGGCUCCUCAGUAUGUGCAUGUGACUGAUAUGCCACAGAUCGACCACCAGACGCUAAGUAUCAGGCCACUGAAACCUACCACCCCAGCAGUCCUCCUGGCUCCCACCCCAACCAGGAACAUAUCCGAGGUGGGGAACAACACUGAUGUCACGUCUGUCGAUGUGAAUAACACAUCACAGGGGAGAUCUAACAACAGCGAGGAAGUCCCACCUAGACCAACAUUCCCUGACACCACAAACAAUAUUCUGCAUUCCUCACAGUCUGUGUCAUCUGACUAUGUAUCUUCAAAUCUAAUGUCUACAAGAGUAAUAGUUGAUGAAAGUUCCACGAUGGUGGCCAGUUUAGCUGAUAUUCUCAUUCCUCAACCAGAUUCAAAUCUGAAGCUGACCUCCAGGCCAAUAAUUGAUGAAACAGAAACAGUCAGUCCUGUAACUUCAACUGGACUUUCUCUGACCACAAGUGAACAUGUUAUAGAUGGUUCCAGAGUGAUACCAGAUACCACAGUACUAGAAACCAUGUCCUCAGACAUUACUCUAAGUCCUGUUGAUGUAGGUGUGAGUCCAUCUGACAAUGUUUCUCUAAUAUCCUCAACAUCAGUGACAGAUGAAACAGACACAAAAAACAUGAAACAAGACAAACAACCAGCUACUGCUACAUAUCUCUUCUCAGAUGGACAUGCUGAAACCUCCAGUACUGUGGUGCUGUCCAGGUCAGCCAUAGGUGAACAGACAUUAUCUGUCCAGGACAUAGCCCCAUCCUCCAGCAUCAGCAGUGGAGAGUCAAGUUCCAGCUCUAUGACCACUUCCUCUAUGUUGACCAACUCAACAGUAGAGACAUCUGCUACAUUAACUACUGCUGGCACACCUGCAGAGCCUGUUGUGAUCACCCUACCAUCUGUAUCUCAUGAGAUUGUAAUUCAGAAGAACUCAACCUUAUCUGUUGUGACAACAACUGCUGCCAGCCCUGCAGCAGCCACAGCAGUAGGUACCCAGUCCACCACAGCUGGACCCAGUGUUUCCACAGGCACAUCUUCCAAGAGGCCUACAACAAAGCUGAGUACAUCUUCCCCUCCAACCAUACAUUUAGUCAGUUUGUUGAGGAGUGGAUCAACAUCCAGAGGAACCACAUCUUCAUCAGCAGUAACUCCCUACACCACUGGGUCCACAACUGUGCCAGUUACCACAGUCAGACUUCCAUCCACCACCAAGCGCAAAGUAAAGCCCCAGCAUGGUGACUCUGACACCAACACAACAUCCAGCAACAACGGCACAGUGAUACCAGAGUCUACCACUGGUAAUGGCUCAGACAGCCAUAGUAGGAAGAAGACACAGACACCUAAUGCAGGAACAGCCACACAGCCCACUGUCAACAGUACUUCAGAGAACCUGUUUUCCUCUACAAAGGUUCCCACUACUGUAAACAUCAAUACCACCUCUUAUCACAGUGUUCCACCAUCUACAGAACCUCCAGUGUUCGCUCAGGUGAAGCUGAAGAUGUCUUGGCUAGACUUCUGUCCCAAGGAGAGGGUGUUCCGAGCAGAUCUGAAGGAUAUCUUCCUUGAGAAAGCUGGUCGGGAUGUGACAACAGAACAAAUAACCUUAAUGAAUAUUCAACAAUAUGAAUGUUUGGACCUAAUGGCAGCUGAAAUGCCAGAUGAUAUCAUCAUCAGUUUCUACCUGGUGGACAUAACUGGAAACUACGACAGACGACUCACCAUAGCCUGUGCCAGAGUUGUCAUUCAAGGUUUCAGCUCCAAGGUGGAAUCAUUCUUCAAAGACAAGCUUCUGGAGGUCAGACUUAACACUGACCAACCAACUGAAGAAGGCCAUGUCACCAAGGUGCCGGAAGAGAAGGGGAGAGAGAGCAUGUUUGCCAUGGAGCCUGGUAUUACUAUUGCCAUAGUUAUUGCCUCGGUGGGAGGAGUUUGCUGCGUGGCUCUCAUCAUACUACAGAUAGUGAUGCGUAACCGCAACAAACGGGUGUACCUGCCGGACUCCCGCCAUCCGUCCUUCACAAGCAUGGACUCCAUAGCUCUGGCCUCUGUCACCAAGUCUCGACCCAACAGUGGCCUGUUCAACCCUGGCAUGGACCCUUCAGAGAUGGCAGAGCCGUCAUUCCCGGUGAACUUUGCUGGCCUUGCCAAUAGAUGCCUGGAGCCAGAGGUGCUGAAAGAGGAGUUCCAGUUUGUCCCGAACCUCACCCCCCGGCUGUCUACCGUUCCUGUUGGUGCGGAGGACAAAAAACAGAUAUGCUAAUGUCAUUCCAAUUCCUGAAACAAGGGUCAAACUGAAGAGGAGACUCAGCCAAGUUGCUUCGGAUUAUGUCAAUGCUAACUUUGUAACGGGUUACAAUGACGACAAGCGGGCAUACGUAGCAACACAGGCGCCUCUUGAUUCUACUGUUGCUG